Messenger RNA from Ostrinia nubilalis (European corn borer), 5412 nucleotides. RefSeq names its product probable protein phosphatase 2C T23F11.1. Bases 97 to 1107 code for a protein of 336 amino acids. Gene Ontology annotation, molecular function: protein serine/threonine phosphatase activity; cation binding. The record is from RefSeq and is a predicted model, not a curated record. Gene Ontology annotation, biological process: protein dephosphorylation. The transcript is spliced from 8 exons. Lineage: Eukaryota; Metazoa; Arthropoda; Insecta; Lepidoptera; Crambidae.
AAGACAGGUACUUAGGUACAUUUAUUUUGAAAUUAUUUUAUAAAUGUGGAAUCUAUUAAAAUUAUAAAAGAUAUUUUUGUAACUGUCGGUAAAAUCAUGUUUACUGCGUCGAAAUUGAUAAGAGUGAUGGGGCAGACCCUUUCGGAGCCGGUGACUGAGAAGCAGUCGUCGACAUGCCAGGACAGCCGCUACCUGGUGGGCUCGUCGUGCAUGCAAGGCUGGCGGGUGUCCAUGGACGACUCUCACACACACAUACUGUCCCUCCCUGAUGAUCCGGGGACAGCGUUUUUUGCUGUAUAUGACGGUCAUGGAGGAGCUAACAUAGCAGAAUAUGCUGGAAAACAUCUUCACAAGUUCAUAACUGCUCGUCCGGAGUACCACCUUGGGAACAUUGAAGAGGCGCUAAAGCAGGGUUUCCUAGACCUCGACCAAGCUAUGUUAGAGGAAGACAUGCUGCAAGAAAAAGUGGCUGGCAGCACAGCUGUGGUGGUGCUCGUGAAAGAGAACACUCUGUAUUGCGCCAACGUCGGCGACUCCAGAGCCAUCGCCAGCGUGCGCGGCGCCGUGGAGGUGCUCUCGUACGACCACAAGCCGAACAACGAGGAGGAGCUUCGCCGGAUCACGGCCGGCGGCGGCUGGGUGCAGCUCAACCGCGUCAACGGAAACCUGGCGCUGUCCCGGGCUCUUGGAGACUACGUGUUCAAGAGGAAUUACCGGCUGUCGCCCAGGGAACAGAUUGUUACAGCGUACCCAGAUGUGCAAGUGAGGCAGUUGAACGACGACUGGGAGUUCAUUGUGAUAGCCUGUGACGGCAUCUGGGAGGUUCUGUCUAAUGAGGAGGUGAUAUCGUUCUGCCGCGUACGCCUGCUCAGCGGCUGGGAACCAGCAGCUGUAUGCGAGGCGCUCAUGCAACGCUGCCUGGCUCCCAACUGCGCCACCGGAGGCCUGGGCUGCGACAACAUGACCGUGCUGCUGGUCUGCCUCGCGCCCUUCCCGCGCGCGCCGCCGGACACCCCGUUGCCAGUUGAAGACAAGUUAGACAGCAAGUUUAUGACCAAGAUGGAGGAUCUACUAUACGUGGAAGAUGAGGAGGAGGACCUGAAGUGAACAACUUCCAUUCUGUCUGUAGUGUAAAUGUGUGUAAAUAAAGUAGGCGUUAGUGGCUUCUAUGUUUUUGGCGGGCGACCAAAAUUGCGGUCACAGAUAACGAAAAUUUUACUUCAAAAUUUUGAAUUCAAGCAUAUAGACAAAACAUAGACACGGACCAAUAGGAACCGUGGAAAGUGACAGUUUAAUUGUCAUUUUGAUUUUCCUUUGCAGGUUAAGGCAAAGGCAAUAAAAGGCAUAUUUUUUUAAAUAUCGUUAUUUUUAGAAAGGAUAGCCAAGGUGAGAUUCUUUUAGAUUUUUAGGCGAUUUUGCGUGGAAAAUAACAAAGUAUUAAUUCUUGUAUGAACACACAAUUUUUUAGAAAGUUGGAACUUGCGAUCUCACAGAAGUUCACAGAACUACAAACUGUAUUUUCUAUAUUUAAUGCGAAUCACACCAUGAGGCCCUCAUUAGGUACGUGUUGGCAUGCUGUUUAAAGUAAUUAAACAUUCAAAAUAUUUUCUGCGCAGUAUUUUGGUAUGAAAAUGAAUGCAUUUACGAAAUAAAAAAAAUAAAAUUAAGUAAAUUCGGCUGGACCGCUUUUGAUAGUUUCCAUUGAUAUCUUUUCAAGUGUGUUUUUGUUGCUCAACCUUAUGAAGAGUUGAUAAGGUUUAAAACGUGGUGGCCACUAUAUUACCACUGCCUCGAACGGAAAAAGCAUUUUUUCAGAUUUUUCUUCCACAACAGAUUUGUAUUUAUAGGAAUAUCAUUUAGAUAUGAAUUGCCAUGGAUUUGAGAUUGUAAAAGGAAUUCCUUUUUUGUAAAUUUAGAUUUUAUUCGAAGUGCUACAUAAGUGUUCCUAUUAUUUUUUACACACUUGCAGAACUUGUGACGUCAUAGUUUCCUAAACGCGUGUGCCAUGAGGGUUUGCCUCCUGCGCUCACUAGUUGACGCUACUGGCGAGUGAUAGGACAGUGCCGCCAACCUGUAGGAUUCGCGCCACGAUAAACUUUUAUAAAAGAUUUUAUCGAUUUUGCAUGAUAAGUUAUCUAAGUCGGUAAGAUUUUAUCAUAGCGCGCGUCCUAUCCCGGCUGGUGGCAAAAUAAAUGUGAUAGUCCUCUUACCGCUUCAGCGCUCAUCUGUUGGCGCCACUGUCUUCGUCACGAGGAUGUUUUUUUAUCCACAACGAGGAAGCUCUUGGCCUGUAUCUCACCUGAUGGUAAGUGAUGAUCAGGCCGAAGGUAGAAGCGAGCUUCACCCGGAAUCCUCAACCACGGAGGUAUUGGCUAUCUUAUAUCUAACUGCCGGAACACAACAAUGCUGUUAACAUUGUUGUUAUGGCGACAGACUUAGGUAAGAUGGUGGUAGCUAGCCAGGCGGACUUAGAACAAGCCCUACCACCAAGCAAACCGAACAGAAAAAUCUGCCCCCACUGGGAAUCGAACCCGGGACCUCUGCGUUUGAAGCAGGUGGUCUUACCACUAGACCACAGAGGCGGUUUAAUGUGACAGGAUCUUACUCGACUGUGGCGCUAACUGGUGAGCGCAAUUAGGCAACAUAGCACACACGCACACGUGUCUUUUAAUUUAUUUUUUACUAAUGUGAUUUACUAAAGACCCACACGCAUGUAAUCUUUGUAUCAAUUGUUAAUUUGUUAAUCAAUUAAUUAAGUCAACGAAUAUUGUUAAAAUUUUAUUGUUAUUUUUAACGUGAAAUUAAUUUUUAUUAAUGUAAUUGAAAUUGUUUGGUGAUAAUGUCUGAUGUCCAUUUAUUUGUAGUUUUAACAAGUUAAUAUUAAAAAAAAUAUAUUAAUGAUAUUAAGAUACUAAAUAAAGGCUUUUAUGUUUGUAUAUUGCGGUAUUAUAGGUAUUAGAUUAAUUAUUAAAAAUGAAAUAGGUAUUCUGUUAAUAUGACAUUACCUAAUAUUAUAAUUUAGACUUAGCCAUGCAUACCUACGUGUGUUUUUAGUCAGAGAGAUGUUUUUCUUAUGACUUUUUAACUUGUAGUAAAUGUAACUUCAAGGAAGACCCGUAUUAUUAAACGCACUUGAGUUUGAGUCUAUAUUUAAGAGUAGAUUUUUUAAGCCAGUGCUUUAUCCAUUACCUAAUUACUGAAUUCGAACAAUGACCGUUUAAUCUACGCUUGAGUUUUGACUCAAGAUUUUUGAGUCGUUUGAGAAUACGCGUCACGGGGCUAUUCACAGUUCUUGAUAAAGUUUCAUAGUUUCCCUAACGAUAUCUACAUAACUUGUUCAUUAUCCGUUACUUCAUGAAACUAAAAGUGGUAGGUAAUUUACCUGACAAAUAGAACUAUCUGUCAGGUAAAUUAAGUACUUAUUUGGCUAUCAUUGGGCUUUGUCAGGAAGUGGUGAAUCAGGCCUUGUAAGUUUGUAAAAUACUUAUUAUUUGACUCAUGGUUUAUUGUGAAUUGUUGAUGGUUAUGUUAUUGUUUAAAUAACGUUAUAUUGCACGUUUAUAAUAACGUUAUAUUGUAGGUGAUUAGCAAAACUUAAGAGGUCAUAUUUAUUAACUUGCAUUUAGUAGACUCCUUUCUAAAAUCUAUGUAGAUAGGUUAACAGAUCAGCUUCCAUGUCUUUCCAAUUAAUACAUACUUUCCAAAUGCCUACGAUCUAUUUAGACCGAAUCUAUUGGUUUUCCUUGUUUUCUUCUGAUGCUCAAAUUAGUAGAAAAACUCGUGGAGUAGACAGUCAUAAGGGUCGAAGCACACGAUGCAUUGCGGCGGCAGUGCGACGCCGGAGCGGUGUCGCUGCGUCAUCUUACAUAAAAGUAUCUAUGGCGGGCAGGAUUAUUCCGCUUUGUUCACCUGGGUGAAGAAAGUGGAAUUUUUAGUGUCCUUAUUUCACCUCGAAUCGGAAACAUUUCACCCGCCACGUGAUAUCACGCAGGUGAAUUGAUUCGACUAAAUCAAUCGCCUUUGUUCAUCUAGGAAUUCACCUGAAAAAUUAAGCACCUUAGGUGAAAUCCAUUUUCUUCACCCAUGCGAACAAAGUGGAAUAAUCCGACGGGCACACGAGCGAAAUCAUUGCGAUGCGGCGCCGCAAAGCAUCGUGUGCUUUGGCUCAUACAAUCGUAUAAAGUCGAAUGUAACUUAGUAGGAUAUAUUCCACAAAGAUGCUUUUAUUUACAACGAACAAAGUAUGAGCUUCAUUUUGGAAGAUUAUUACAGCGUUUUUCAGUGUCAUGUCAUCAUUGUAAGUUUGUGCAGUAAUACCAUUAAUUCGACGUAUUUGUGUCUAGGAAAUGUACAAUAUGUGGUACAAUUUUAAUAAUCUCAAACAUUUUUAAGGCUAUUUCACUCAGCGUAAUAAACAAGAAUAGGUACUUAAGUACUCCCAUAGUGAAAGUUAUCGGAAAGGUGUUAAAAUUUUAUCAAUAUUUAAAAAAAAAAUCUGUGGAGAUUUAUUAAAAUUGUUCUAUGUUUAGUAAAAUUUACCGAAGUAGGAAUACAACUUACGCGUAAAAAAACUUUAAAAAUUAUGCAAGAUUACGCUAUUUACAGUGUGUUAUUAUAAAAUUUAUAUAAAAAAAAAUUGUACAUACAAAAUUAUACUUAAAUAUUGUAUAAUAAAUGAUCAACUGUCCGGUGUUUGUAUUAGCUGAUGGUACUUAUUAUACCUACCUAUUUACCCGACUGUGCCAGAAGGAAGGUUUUGUUUUUUAAAUUACGUCUCCUGUAUUAUGACUUCCAUUGACCAAAUAAUGGACUUAACUAGCAAGUCCAACAUUUUAUUGUUUUCGGGACUUAAAACAAAGAUAAACCUAGAAACAGAUAAAGUUUCAAUAAUAAUUUUAUUCUGGAAACUAAGUAAGUAUGGCGCUGUCCAUACAAAGGGUUAACAUCAGGAAAAGUGCUAAUGUUGUACUUAUUUCCUGGCUUACAUUUGACUUCUAAAUCGUAGUUCUUUUAAAAUGAUUUUGGGACCAAAAUAGAACCGAGUCUUGCAUUUACUUCUAGAUCUUGAAAAUAGUUCAACACUCCAUUUUUUUAACAAAACUGCCAAACUUUAUUUUUAUUAAAAAUCUGUGCCAAUAGAUUUAGUUCCUUUUUUACUACCUAGUUUUUAUUGACAAAUUGGGGUGAAACUUAAAGUUCGGUCAUUUUUACUGUGUUUUGAAAAUAAUAUCAUCAGCUAAAACAAUCGCCUACAGUUACAAUUUAAGUUUUAAAUUAAUCACAAUCGAGAGUAGAUGGAUGUGUAGAAAUGUGACAUAUCUGUAUAGGCACUAUUGCUAGUCAAAUCUACAUGUAGUGUGUACAGUGUAUUAUGUUUCAUAGACCAUGUUGUAAUAAAGUUUUACAUUUUUA